AACAAACACAAAAUUUCCACCAAACACUUUUGUGAGCCGGAGCUCCUGAUCUGAACACGAACACCACCCCUUUGAUACGCUUCUAUAUUUCUUCACUUCUUCCACUGAAAUUCCAAUCCGAUCUCGGAGAAAUGCGGCCGUCAAGGCCCGAUUCGAACUGAAAUGCAGUCCAACUCGCUGCCUUUCCCUCUGAUUCCACUUACGUUGUUCAAUGGUGCUGAAUUGAGCGAAGGCGGGUUUGAGCUUUCCAGGUAUUUGUUCUUGGGCUCCCUGCUCUUCUCAUCCCCAGGCGGUACUGCUGGCGGCAUGGACUUGUCUAAGGUUGGAGAGAAGAUCUUCAGUUCCGUUCGCUCCGCCCGAUCUCUUGGCCUUCUUCCCGCUUCUCCUUCCGAUCGCCCUGAGGUUCCAGCACGAGCUGCAGCGGCAGCUGCUGUUGCACGUGUUCUUGCUGCACUACCUCCUCAUCAAAGGCAUAGUCUUUCAUCAAGCUCUGAAGAAUUAAGCUCAAUAUAUGGGAGCAGACCUUCCAAAGUGUUGAAUGACCUUGAGGAAGAAUUUUAUGAAGAGGAUUUUGAUCCUGUAAGGCAUGUUUUGGAGCAUAUUCCAACUGAUGAGAAUGAACUGGCAUAUUUUGAAGAAAAGGCUGCUUCUAGAUUAGCACAGUUGGAUAGAAUUGCUGAACGCCUUUCGCGCCAUGUUAUGCAGCAUCAUGAAGUCAUGGUGAAAGGAAUGAAUCUUGUCAGGGAACUGGAAAGAGACUUGAAGGUUGCGAAUGUUAUUUGCAUGAAUGGGCGGAGACAUCUUACAUCAUCAAGGAAUGAAAUAUCAAGGGAUCUUAUUGUGCACAGAAAUUCUAAAAAGAAACAAGCGCUUUUGGACAUGCUCCCCAUCUUAACAGAGCUCCGCCAUGCACUGGACAUGCAAGCAGCUCUUGAAACUCUUGUAGAGGAAGGAAACUUCUCUAAGGCAUUCCAAGUACUCUCCGAGUAUUUGCAAAUUCUGGAUAGUUUAUCACAACUUUCAGCAGUACAAGAAAUGAGCCAUGGUGUUGAGGUGUGGUUGGGAAAGACUCUUCAAAAGUUGGAUGCACUUUUAUUAGGAGUAUGCCAGGAUUUCCAAGAGGAGAGCUAUAUAACUGUGGUUGAUGCGUAUGCACUAAUCGGGGAUGUUUCUGGUCUUGCUGAAAAGAUACAAAGUUUCUUUAUGCAGGAGGUUCUCUCUGAUACACACAGUGUUCUGAAGACUCUUGUGCAAACGGACUUUGAAAAUACCAAUGUUCAAGGUGCAAGGCUCACAUACAGUGAUCUGUGCAUUCAGAUGCCUGAAUCCAAAUUUAGGCAGUGUUUGUUGGCAACCCUAGCUGUACUAUUUAAGUUGAUGUGUUCAUAUCAUGCAAUCUUGAGCUUCCAGCCAGUGGAUAAGAUUUUAUGUGAAGUAUUUUGUGAUAUCUAUGUCUCUGCCUGCCAAACCCUUGCUAUGGAUGAGAAGCAGGGUGAGGUUUUUGCACUUGCAGGGGACAUUGAACAUGUUGGUACAAUUGCACAAACUCCAGUUGUAUCCUCCACUGGAGAGAUGCCAGCAACCUGUGUAUCUUUGACAGAUAAUAUUGCAGCUUUUCAUCCUUCAAAUAUAGAUAAUGGUGAAGAGGUAAGGGAUGGUGGAGAGACAGCAUCAAGCAGCGGAUCACCCUGGUUUCAGCUGCGUAAGGAUGCUGCAACUUUUGUUUCACAAACCUUACAUAGAGGCCGGAGGAAUCUCUGGCAACUUACAACAAGUCGUGUAGCAGUGUUACUUUCGUCUCCUGUUGUGUGUUCUACAAGUAUUCAUCAGUUCCUAACAAUGUAUGAAGAUCUGAAUACUUUCAUCUUGGCUGGGGAAGCUUUCUGUGCGAGUGAAGCAGUUGAAUUCAGGCAGAAAGUGAAAUUUGUUUGUGAAAGUUAUUUUGUUUCUUUCCAUCGGCAGAACAUAUAUGCACUGAAAUUGGUGCUGGAAAAGGAGAAUUGGCUGAUAUUGCCACCAGAAGUAACACAAAUAGUAAGUUUUGCUGGUCUCGUUGGUGAUGGAGCGGCAUUGAUUGCUUCAACUAGUAACUCUCUCGAUACUCGAUUGGGGCAUGCCCAUAAGUCAAAAUAUCUUGCCCAAACCAAUAAGAGGAGUGGAUUUUCAAAUUGGCUGAAGAACGAGAACCCCUUUUUGGUGAAAUUGAAUUCUAAUACAAAUGAGCACACUGAUUCUUAUUUUCCCGGAUCGCCUAGAGAAGUUGGAAGCUCUAAUGGGAGUUCUUUCAAAAAGGAUUCUACUCAAGAAGACCAUGCUGAAAAUAAUACGAAUGGGAGUGCUUCUCUAUCAGAAGAUGAAAACGAAGAUCUUCAUGCUGAUUUUAUUGAUGAAGAUAGUCAACUUCCAAGCCGGAUUUCAAAGCCUAGUCAUUCAAGACAUCGUUCUGCACUUUCGAAUGAUGAAGAAAUGACAGCACAAACAGGAUCGUCUCUUACUCUCCUAAGGUUAAUGGAUAAAUAUGCAAGGCUAAUGCAGAAGCUGGAGUUUGUAAAUGUUGAGUUGUUCAAGGGAAUUAGCCAAUUGUUUGGGAUCUUUUUUCACUUUGUAUUUGAGAGCUUUGUCAAUCAGAGUGCUCUCCCUGGUGGAAAGGUCUUGACAGACAUGCUUCCUCACAAGCUAAAGACUGCAUUAUCAAGAAUAACACAGGAUUGUGACCAAUGGAUGAAACCACAGUCUUCACCAUUUAAUUCAUCUUCACCCACAUCUUCAAAUACACCAUUCGCUCAUAUGGAUGUCACACCUACAAGUCCGCCAAGUCUCUUAGCUGGUGCAUCUUUCAGUCUCAAGGAAAGAUGUGCAGGUGCUGACACUAUAUCUCUUGUUGCUCGAUUGUUGCAUAGAUCUAAAUCUCAUCUUCAGUCAAUGCUUCCGAAAAAAAAUUCAGCAACUGUUGAAGAUGUUUAUGUGCAUUUGGUGGAUGCUGUACCAGACCUUGUAGAACAUAUUCACAGAACAACUGCAAGGUUAUUUCUCCACAUAAAUGGGUAUGUUGAUAGGAUUGCUAAUGCUAAAUGGGAGUUGAAAGAUCUUGGAUUGGAGCACAAUGGAUAUGUAGACUUGCUGCUGGGAGAAUUUAAACACUACAAAACGAGGCUUGUUACUGGAGGAAUUCAAAAGGAGGUCCAAGACCUCCUCUUAGAAUAUGGACUAGAUAAUGUUGCUGAAAUUCUUGUUGAAGGCUUAUCUAGGGUGAAGAGGUGCACCGAUGAGGGGAGAGCUCUCAUGUCACUAGAUCUUCAGGUAUUGAUCAAUGGCCUAAAGCAUUUUGUUCCCAUAGAUGUGAGGCCGAAGUUACAGAUAGUCGAGACUUUCAUCAAGGCCUACUACCUUCCAGAAACCGAGUUUGUGCAUUGGUCACGCGGUCAUCCAGAAUACAGUAAAAGCCAAGUAGUUGGUCUAGUCAACCUCGUUGCCACGAUGAAAGGUUGGAAAAGAAAAACCAGGCUCGAAGUGUUGGAGAAAAUCGAAUAAAGCUGUUUCAUACCUUCAAUAAUCAAGCUCGAGGUCUUGUGAAUCCUCAGUUUUGCAUCAUUUUUAUUUUUUCCAUGUAUAAUUGAUGUAAAUUAUUCUUGAGAUUUUUAUAGAAUGGUGAUAUCAAGUCUGCAUGUGUUCACUUGUAUUAUAAUGCCCUCCCUAGAAAUGGACUUUCAACUGUAAGUCUAAUCUUUAACCGUAAAAAUACAAACUGAAUUAUUGAGCAUAAAGUAAAACUCCGUAUUUUUACCACUUAA
Molecule: messenger RNA, 3791 nt
Organism: Ipomoea nil (Japanese morning glory)
Lineage: Eukaryota; Viridiplantae; Streptophyta; Magnoliopsida; Solanales; Convolvulaceae
Product: syndetin
Exons: 25
Coding region: 163-3531 (1122 amino acids)
Biological process (GO): endocytic recycling; retrograde transport, endosome to Golgi
Cellular component (GO): EARP complex
Molecular function (GO): SNARE binding
Source: RefSeq, a predicted model, not a curated record